AAUUUCAAACAUUAUUCAACCAUUGGGCCAAAAUCGACCGUUGCCAGUCGUGGCCGUGGAAAGCAAUUUCUCCCAACGGCCACUUUAUUCACCGUCGAACUCCGUCUCUUGUUCUCUUGUUCUUUCGUUCCUGUUCUGUGGAUCGGAAUGGGAAAGAACGAUACUUCACAAGCUUCGAUUGAACGGCGAAAUUGGGGCAAAAUCUUCAAUGGUCUUACACAAAUGCUGCGGAUGCAACAAAAUCAGCUCGAAACACUCGUCGGCGAGCGAAAACUUCUCGAAGACCGCGUUAAAAUGCAGCACGAACGAUGGGUCGCUGAUUUUCGUCUUUACGAGGACCAUAUCUCUCAGAUGAAGGAUGAGUUGUUAUUGCAAGAUAUGGAACGCUCACUUCAAGCUUCGAAAUCAGAUCUGCUCACUGGAAUGAAGCAGACGGAGCUCUAUCUCUACCGAUUGAAAAUAGAACAUUCAGAAGCUGAGUUGGAAGAUUUCAAAUCCUUCUUUGACGAUCUCAUCUCUCAUAAAAACUCCAAUCUACAAGAAUCUUCUUUGAUAAGUGCAUCAGAACCAACUGAGGCAAAUGGUGGAAGAGAAUGUGUUUUGUCCACAUUUGGAAAUACAGAGGAAGUGAGACGUUCUACUAAGCUAUUGGAAGGUGAAGUAAGGAGGUUAAGGUGCGAGUAUGAAAAACUUGCCUCAGAAAAGAGUUUGGAGGUGUCUGCACUGGUGGCCGAGAAGAAAUUUGUAUGGAACCAGUAUAAUGUUAUAGAGAAUGAUUUCUCAAGUAAAUUGAAGAGUAAGCAGUCAGAGCUUGAACGUGCACACCUAAAGAUAGAGAAACUUCUAGCCACAUUGGAACAGUUACAAAAUUCAAACAAUGAGAAGGAUGGUGUUAUUGCAACGUUAAGAAACCAAGUGGGGAAUAUGGAAACAGAAUCAUGUAAAUUAAAAGACGAAAUUUCCAGACUCUCACAUGACUUAGAAGUGCAAAGGAAGUCUUUGAAUGCAACUGCCACACCUGUGCUGAACCCAUGCAAGGCAGGAAGUAGGCCAUCUAGAUUGGGAGGCAAAAAUGGCACGAAGAACAGAAGUAAUGUCACUGUCAACAAAUGCACAUCUUCUGCACAACCUUCUCAUUCGGGAAACCAAAAGAAGAGAGGCGCUGAUGAUAUUUCAGAUCCAGGAACUCCAAGGUUUCACAUCGGUGCUGGACAGUUAAGACGGAGGUGACCACUUGGACCUAUAGUAAGGACGGUUCCACAGCAAUAUCAGCAGCAGAAACAGCAACACCGCCACGCCCCAAGGUGAGGUCCUCUCGGCCUCCUGAGCCGACCUAUUCUUAGUUCUCAUGACAGUAGAACCAACUGUACCAGACACAGCAACAGAAUUUGCAACAAAGAUCAACAAAAAUGGCAAAGCCAAAAGCAAUAGCUUGAAGUCGAACACCAUCUGCUGAGACUGAAAAGAAAGCAAAAGAACGACGACACCGAGAAAUGCAACCAGCGGCAUGGGCGGGAGAGACAUGGAAGCCAUUUUUCUCUCAGCCCAUCCAUGCUUCCAUUCAGGACCUCUUUCCUCCACCACCCAACUCAUGGUCUUUUCAGGUUAGAAGCUUUUGUUUUACUGUUUGGUGUAACGAUCUGCAAAAUAGACACAGAAUCUGAUAGACGCAAAUGGUGAAUGUGGGAGAGGGAAGACUUGGUUUUUCUUUUUCUUAUAAGUAAACUCCCAACCGACCUUCCCCUAACCACAGGGUUGUUCUUGUAAGAUUUGAUCUCAUCUGUUUCAGAUAGCAAUGGAUAAAUAAGAAUAUAACGCGGCUGUUAGGUCUGUUUUUGGUUUGUUGUUUAGCAUUCAGAAAUAGACACAUGGAAGCCAUGCAAUGGACUUGACAAAAUCCCGGAGGAUGGUCAUGUGUAGUUAUUUGUAAAGAUAUUGUUUCUAAUUUUUCUAAGGAAAUAUAUUGUUCAUUUCUUUGCAAA
Molecule: messenger RNA, 1982 nt
Organism: Benincasa hispida (wax gourd)
Lineage: Eukaryota; Viridiplantae; Streptophyta; Magnoliopsida; Cucurbitales; Cucurbitaceae
Source: RefSeq, a predicted model, not a curated record